AAAAUAUAUUUAAUGUGAUUAAACAGAAUAUUUAUUUGAAUGUAUUUAUGGGGUUUGGGUUUGUAAAUACCCACAUGGACGAAAAAUAUAUUUUAAAUAUAUUUUAAAAAUAUUUCCAAACGGACGGACUGACAACUCAUGGGGCCCCCAGGCAAUAGGGCAUCAUGGGGCCCCUGUGUCCUUGCCCACACUCAAACCACACCCAAAAAAGCCUAUGAAAGGUACCAGGGGCAUCCAAUGGGGCCCCCUACUGACCCCGGGCCCUCGGGCAAUGCCCAAGUUCCCAAA
Staurois parvus is the source of this 288-nucleotide messenger RNA. NCBI's taxonomy places the organism in Eukaryota, Metazoa, Chordata, Amphibia, Anura, Ranidae. The record is from the annotation of a GenBank genome assembly.